Molecule: messenger RNA, 1239 nt
Organism: Cordyceps fumosorosea ARSEF 2679
Lineage: Eukaryota; Fungi; Ascomycota; Sordariomycetes; Hypocreales; Cordycipitaceae
Exons: 4
Coding region: 1-1239 (412 amino acids)
Source: RefSeq, a predicted model, not a curated record
AUGCCAGCCCGCAAGCGCGCGGCGGAGGAACCCGCAACAGCCCGUUCCGGGACGUCCUCACGGCGCCGGUCCGGCCGAAUCUCUGACGCGCCCAAGAAGAGCUCAUACUGGGAGGGCUCGGACGAUGAUGAGAGUGGCGCUUUCGAGAAGCCGAUGAAGAAGAGGAAGUCUGGCGCUUCCAAUGGCCUUCGUGCGAGUGCCGCCGCACGGAAGCAGGAGAGCGACGGGGACGAGUAUACGGCGGAGGCGCAGACUGCAGAGGAGGAGGAUGAAGGCGACGACGAGGGCUUUGGGGAGCAAGAGAAUGAGAACAGGCCGAUGAAGGUGACGGUCGUGCCGCUGGAGAAGCUGCGCGACGACGGCGGCGUGCCGUACGAGGACCACAAAGUGCACAAGAACACGCUGCUCUUUCUCAAGGAACUCAAAGCCAACAAUCGACGACCGUGGCUCAAAGCUCACGACGGCGAGUACCGACGCGCGCUCCGCGACUGGCAGACCUUCGUCGAGGCCUCCUCGCUCACCGUCUCCGACGCCGACGCCACCGUUCCAGCCGAGCUGCCCGCCAAGGACGUCGCCUUCCGCAUCUACCGCGACACGCGCUUCAGCCGGGACCCGACGCCGUACAAGCCGCACUUUGCGGCCGCGUGGUCGCGCACCGGCCGCAAGGGCCCCUACGCGUGCUACUACGUCCACUGCGAGCCUGGUAGUAGUAGUGGUAGUGGUAGUGGUGGUGGUGGUGCGGGCAGAGGUGCACGCGGCCGCUCGUUUAUUGGCGGAGGGCUGUGGCAUCCGGAGGCCGGCCACGUGCGGAAGCUGCGCCGCAGCGUGGAUCGCCACCCAGAGCGCUGGAGGGCGGUGCUGGGGGAGGAGCGCCUCAGGAGGGUCUUCUUCCCGCAGGUCAAGGCCUCGACGAAGGGCGGCGGCGGUGGUGUGGAGGAGGCGGCGGUCAAGGCGUUUGUGGGCAAGAAUCAGGAGAAUGCGCUGAAGAAGAGGCCAAUGGGAUACGAGGCCACGCAUCCCGAUAUCGAGCUGCUCAAGCUCAAAAACUACACCAUUGGCGUUCCGAUUGACGAUGAUAUGCUGUGCGGGGACGACGCGCAGGAGAAAUUUGCUGAGUAUAUCGGCGCAAUGGAGGGAUAUAUUACGUUUCUGAAUAGCAUUGUCAUGCCGGAUCCUGGACUCGACCAAAGCGAUAGCGAAGACGAUUCCAACGAGGAUGACGAUCAAGAUAAUGACUAA